Molecule: messenger RNA, 2638 nt
Organism: Cuscuta epithymum
Lineage: Eukaryota; Viridiplantae; Streptophyta; Magnoliopsida; Solanales; Convolvulaceae
Source: the annotation of a GenBank genome assembly
CUUGUCCACAUCACGAUCCGCAGAGUAAAACCCUCGCGAAACCCAUCAUUCUGAAAAUCCCGGACUCACGACUGUGAGAGGAUAGCCACAGCUGCAUCAGCAAUGGACGGCGGGAAGCCUCAGAAGAAAGAACAAUCUAAGAAGAGAAAGCAUGGUUCCCUUCCGAAAGCAGACUCUGGUAAACUGAUUUCUAAAAAACUGAAACCGGCUUCCGGAAACCCGAAGAAUGCUCCUAAGAAGCCUUCCACGUUGUUUAAGAAAGGCACCACACUGAAUGAGGAAGACGCUAAGCCGCGAGCUCGUAAAGAAAAUGCCUCCGGAGAGAGCGACGGACCGCGAGCUGCAUCUUCAGCAAUGGAUGGGAAGCCUCAGAAGAAAGAACAGUCGAAAAAGAGAAAGCAUAUUUCCCUUCCGAAAGGAGACGCUAGUAAAGUGAUCCACAAAAAAUUGAAUUCUGUUCCCGGUAACCCGAAGAGUGCACCCAAGAAGCCUUUCAUGUUGUCCAAGAAAGGGACGAAACCCACAGUGGAAGCUAAGCCUCAAGCUCGUAUAGGUAAUGCGGAGUCGAAGAAGGAGAGCCGUUUACGAGCUAAGGAAGUGACUGAAGCUAGGAAGAAGAAGAGGAAGAGACAUUAUACAUUAGAACAGGAGCUUACAAGAUUGUGGGAGAAGAUGAGGCAAAGAAAUAUUUCAAAAGAAGAUAGAUCAAAAUUGGUGAGUGAAGCUUUGAAGAAGAUUCAAGGAAAAAUCCCUGAAGUGGCUAGCUCACAUGUUACGUCUCGUGUUCUUCAGACAUGUGUCAAACAUUGUACCCCUGAUGAAAGGAAUUCCGUGUUUCAAGAGCUCCGGCCUCACUUUAUUACCCUCGCCUGUAACACAUAUGCUGUACAUCUGGUCACAAGGAUGUUAGAUAAUGCGUCAAAAAAACAACUGGCAGACUUUAUGUCAUCUCUUCAUGGGCAUGUUGCCUCUCUUCUUCGUCAUAUGGUUGGUUCGCUUGUUGUUGAGCAUGCAUAUAAAUUGGGGAGCCUAGCUCAGAAACAAGCUUUUCUGAUGGAACUAUAUUCACCUGAACUCCAGAUUUUCAAGGAUUUGGUCUCAGGGAAUGAGGCCAGUAUUGCAGAUGUCAUUUCCAAGCUGCAUCUACCAAAAUCAUCAGUCUUACGUCACAUGUCAUCUGUGCUUCAGCCUAUACUGGAGAAGGGAAUUCUUGAUCACUCUAUCAUACACAGGGCAAUUGUGGAGUUUCUAAGCAUUGCUGAUCAGUCUUCUGCUGCAGAUGUAAUCCAGCAGUUAUCAAGUGCAGAUCUUGUACGGAUGAUGCACACCAGGGAUGGAUCCAGGAUUGCAAUGCUUUGUGUCAAGCAUGGGAGUGCAAAGGAUAGGAAGAAAAUAAUCAAAGGGAUGAAAGGAAAAAUUGAGAAGAUAGCUCGUGAUAAGUUUGGUAGUAUGGUGCUUGUGUGCAUACUUUCAAUUGUUGAUGACACGAAACUUCUAUCAAAGAUUAUUAUUUGUGAGCUUGAGGGCAUUCUGAAGGACAUUGUGUUGGAUCAGAAUGCAAGGAGACCUAUAAUGCAAUUACUUCAUCCCAUCUGCUCUCGUUAUUUGAGCCCAGAUGAUUUGGAGUCGCUCAAUUUAUCGAUUCCCUCACUCACUGUCAAGGGGUUGUCAGAAAUGGAUAAAGCAGAAUCUCCGUGUGCUUUAGAAGAUGGAACCAAUGCAGUUGAGCCCACAUCUGAAAAAACUAAGUGCACAUUAAAAGCUCAACAUUUAAAUGAGGGCGGCAAAAAAGAUCCUCUAAGGAGGAGGCAAGAGUUGCUUGUAGAUAGUGGGCUUGCUGAGAAACUCCUUGAUGUGUGCUCUGAGAUGCCUGAAGAGUUACUAAGAUCAAAUGUUGGUAAAGAUGUUGUGUUUGAGGUUGUAUGCGGGGGUGCUGAUGGAAUUCUCAGUCACACUCUAAAUGAGAAAUUGGAAGCCUUGUAUGAAACUAUAGCAUCACUUGCCUCACAACCUAAACUGGAGGAGGCAGAAGAGGAACAUAUCCUUGAGAACUACCAUUCUAGUAGGACUAUCAGAAAAUUAGUCUUAGAGUGCCCUGCCUUUGCUCGCACUUUAUAUGAAAAAGCUCUAAAAGGAUAUUGUGAAACAUGGGCGCAAGGUCACAGCUUAAAGGUGAUAAGCGCAUUUUGGGAAACCUCUGAUCCUAUGGUGCAUGAAUUGAUCAAUGAAGAAUUGCAGCCAUUGGCAGAUAAUGGCAUUCUCAAGGUAGCAUCUCAAGCAAAAGAACUCCCUAAAGUGGUGUGACAAGAAAAAGGUAAACGAGUCUAAAUGUGGAUACUGGAUGGCUCAUAUGGCAAUGAUGUAAGAGUAAAGGACAGUAAUAUAUACCCUCUGCUAAAGAAACUGUAUCCAUUUGGUUCCGCUCAAUUUUGAUAGAACAUGUAAGCACAUUUUCACUUUCCGUUGUCUAGUAUUUCUUCAGCCCAUAUUAAUGUAAUCAAACUAUUUAAAGAGGUAUAAAUUGAAUUAAGAAGCUUUCCGUUUGGGUACAGAUUUGGGAACAUUUCUCAUUGUUUUUUGGAAUUCAGUAGUGUUCAUUGACCAUUUAUAUAGUUUAAAUGUGUUUGAUUUUGUUACA